Molecule: messenger RNA, 1744 nt
Organism: Anopheles merus
Lineage: Eukaryota; Metazoa; Arthropoda; Insecta; Diptera; Culicidae
Product: putative serine protease K12H4.7
Exons: 2
Coding region: 115-1584 (489 amino acids)
Biological process (GO): proteolysis
Molecular function (GO): dipeptidyl-peptidase activity; serine-type exopeptidase activity
Source: RefSeq, a predicted model, not a curated record
CCACCAAUAUCUUGACUCGGAGGAUUAGGGAGUCCCGAACAUCGCGUUUUUAAACUGCUCUGGCCACUGGCAGAACUGUUUCAGUAUCUCGGCGUUACCCUUUUCGCACACAGGAUGACACGUACACACGCUGUUCCGAUUCGUGUUGCCAUAUUCUCUGCACUUGCUGCAGUUGCAUUCGGAAGCAAUGCUGGACCGCUGCUGCUAGAUCUUCUCCAUCCGAGGACCGAUGCGAACGUACCGGCUGGAUAUGUGGCGCAGCGUUCGGAAGCAUUCCGAUUUCGUACACGCGUCGAUCAUUUUGACGUGCAGAACAGAGCAACGUUCGAGUUCAAUUACGUCUCGAACGGCGAGUACUAUCGACCGGGUGGACCCAUUUUCAUCGUCGUCGGAGGCAACAAUGCACUGAACCCGUAUUUCAUCGAGAAUGGGCUGUUUCACGACAUUGCGCGACGGCAAGGUGGUUGGCUGUUUAGCAACGAGCAUCGGUACUACGGUCGCAGCUCGCCAGUUGGGGACUAUUCCGCGCCCAACAUGCGGUUUCUGAGCGUCGAACAGGCGCUGAUCGAUCUGAUCGAAUGGAUUGAACAUCUGCGCCGCGAGGUAGUGCGUGACCCGAACGCGAAGGUCAUCCUGCACGGACUCGGCUAUGGCGGAGCGGUUGCCAUCUGGGCCCGGCAGCGAUUCCCCAGCCUCAUCGAUGGUGCCUACGGGUCGACCGCAUCCGUCAUAGCGCGAGUUGACUUUGCCGAGUACGGGGAGGAUAUGGGCGAAACGAUUCGUACGCUCGGGCAUGGCGAUUGCUAUGGUAUCGUGUGGCGUGGAUUCCGCACGGCCGAGAACCUGAUAGAAGCUGGACUGUACGGCCGCCUGUCGGAGAUGUUCCGCACGUGUGUGCCACUGCGGGCCGACGAUCCGCUCACGAUCGAAACGUUCUUCUACGGGCUGAAGAGUUCGUUCGAGGCGGAAAUGUUUGGCCAGGCCAGUCCCGACUCGGUGACGCGCAUGUGCGCCGAACUGCUUGCCGAUCCGGCCGAGACGGCGCUGGAAGUCUUGGCAAACUUUUUCGAGCGCCGGUACGGUGCGUUCGACUGCGUGCCGUUUGACUUCGAGAGCAACAUUGCGAGCGCACUGGACGAGGAAGUUGGCGUACCGAACAAUGCGGACUUUGGCAUUAGGCAGCGCACGUACCAGCUGUGCACCGAGUUCGGAUGGUUCCUGACGUCGUCGUCCGGGGGCAGUCCGUUUGGGACGCGCAUCACCUACCGGUACUUUAUCGACACGUGCCGGGCGGUGUUUGGUGAGUGGAUCGAUCAGUCCGUCGUGUAUGACGGUGUGCGGUUGACGAAUUUGCACUUCGGUGCGGAUGAUCCACGCGUCACGAAUGUGGUUUACGUGAAUGCCCAGCACGAUCCGACCCGGUUAGUUUCGCUCACCGACUAUACGAAUCUACUGGCCAAUGCGUUCGUUAUAAAGGGCGCGGUCGUAUCACUCGAUUGGAUAGCGGAGACACCGCUCGAUUCAGAGGAUUUGCUGCGUGUUAGAGAGGAAAUCGUGGGGUACGUUGUGAGUUGGCUUAGUUAGUUAGUGGAGUUUUUGGAGUUUAGUAACAGAAAUUGUUGAAAGAGUAUUGAAAUGCUAUCUUUUUGAAAAUAGUCAGCAGAGGAUCAUAGAUUGUUAUAAAGUAAACUUGUUACACUGGACUAAUGCACAUCAAGUGAAAAAAUAAAACAGCUAUAUCUAA